Messenger RNA from Strongyloides ratti, 2274 nucleotides. Its product is annotated as Fanconi anemia group J protein. The transcript is spliced from 5 exons. Gene Ontology annotation, molecular function: hydrolase activity, acting on acid anhydrides, in phosphorus-containing anhydrides; DNA polymerase binding; ATP binding. Gene Ontology annotation, biological process: negative regulation of t-circle formation; regulation of double-strand break repair via homologous recombination; negative regulation of DNA recombination. The record is from RefSeq and is a predicted model, not a curated record. The coding region runs from base 1 to 2274 and encodes 757 amino acids. Gene Ontology annotation, cellular component: nucleus. Lineage: Eukaryota; Metazoa; Nematoda; Chromadorea; Rhabditida; Strongyloididae.
AUGCCCUUAAUUGAUGUUGAGGGUAUAUCAGUAUCAUUUCCAUAUACCCCCUAUUCUUGUCAAAAUGCUUUUAUAAAAUCAGUUAUGAUUGCAUUAAAAAAUAAACAAAAUGCUGCUUUAGAAUCACCGACUGGGACGGGAAAAACUUUAUCAUUGUUAUGUUCAACAUUGGCAUGGCUUCAGGCGGAGAAAGUUAAAUUGGCACCUGAAAUUGUUAGGCAAGCUGCAGUCUCUGGAAAUAAGGGAAAAUCUAAUGAUAGUAAUAAUGGCGGUAGUGGUGAUAUGAUUACUUUUCCAAAAAUAAUUUACGCAUCAAGAACUCAUUCACAAUUAACACAAGUUAUAAGUGAACUUAAUAAAACAGCUUAUAAACAUGUAAAUACAGUUUUACUUGCCUCAAGAGAUCAAUUAUGUGUUAAUGAACAGGUUAAGAAAAUUACAAGUUCCCAUGCUAAAGGAAUGAUGUGUAGAAAUCUUGUUUCAACAAGAAAAUGUAAUUAUUUUACAACAUUAGAAACUGAUGAAGAUAUGCUUUCAAUGUUAUAUGAAAAUAAUGGAGAUAUUUUAGAUAUUGAUAAUUUAGUUAAAAAAGCAAAACAUUUAAAACAUUGUCCUUUCUUCAAAAGUAGAAAAGAUUUUACCAAAGCUGAUUUGAUAUUACUUCCUUACAAUUAUAUAUUAGAUCCAAAACUUCGUGCUGCUCAAAAAAUAGAUUUAGCUGGGAAUGUGAUAAUUUUUGAUGAAGCUCAUAACUUAGAAAAUAUAUGUGAAGAAAGUAGUUCAAUUAAUUUUACUAGUACAGAUAUAAGUAUGUGCCUCAAAGAAUGUAAAGGAGUAAUGGAGUUGUAUUUAUCUCUUGAAGAAACUGUUAGAGAUGAAAUGGAUAACACAGACUUGGCUUUUGGAGAAGCUAAUCUUGAAAAAAAAUUUCCAUUUGAAAAAAAUGAUUGUGCUCAGUUAUUACUUUUAUUACAAAAUUUUGAAAAUGUUAUUGAUAAAAUUGAUUAUUCAGUAUCAAAAACUGUUCAAGAUAUCGAUGGUUAUUUAUUUGAAGGUAGUUUUAUGAUUGAUCUUCUUCAAAAAGCAGGAAUAGAAAAGGCUGCAGCAAGUUCUAUUUCAUCACUCGUUGAUAAGAUGGGACAAUUUAUUGUUAAGAAUCAAUUUUUAGCAAGAGAAUUUGGAUUGUCAUCUUCAGAAAAAUUACUUGAAUUUGCCAACUUAGUUUCAACUAUUUAUGCAGAUUCUUAUGAAAAAGAUGAGGCAACUUCAAGUAUGAGAACUUGCCAAAAAGUUGCUUCCUCACUUUUUAAACUAUAUAUAACAAAAUCAAACAAAUGUGUUGAAUUUCAUUAUUGGUGUUUCUCAGCAGGGCAUGCCAUGAGAUAUAUCCAAUCUAGAGGUGUUCAUUCUAUAAUUGUAGCAUCAGGAACAUUAUCUCCAUUACAUCAAUAUAUUAAUUCUAUUGGAAUUGAUUUUCCUAUAACUCUUGAAAAUGAACAUGCUGCAAAAUGUACACAAAUAUUUUCUGGUGCUAUAAAAAAUACAAGUACUGGAGAACCAUUACUUGGAACAUUUAAAAAUCGUGGUAAUAUGGUAUAUAUGCAUGAGUUAGGUUCAAUUAUUUAUAACUCAUCAAAAAUUAUACCACAAGGAAUAUUAGUUUUUUUUCCUUCAUAUUCUCAAAUGAAUUUACUAAUACAAUCAUGGAAAGAAAAAAAAUUAAAAAGUGGUAGAACUAUUUGGAUUGAACUUGAAAGAUACAAAGAUCUUUAUGUAGAACCAAAAGAUAAGUCAGAUGUCCCAUUGAUAAUAACACGAUUUAGUGCAUCAAUUGAAAGUGGUAAAGGAGCAAUUUUAUUUGCUGUUUGUAGAGGAAAAAUGUCUGAAGGUAUUGAUUUUAAAGAUUCUCAAUCAAGAGGUGUAAUAAUUAUUGGUAUUCCUUUUCCUCCAUUAAGAGAACCUAGAGUUGUCUUAAAAAAAAUUUAUCUAGGUGAUAAUAUAAAAAAAAAUUCAUUAGUCUUAUCACCAGAUGAAUGGUAUAAAUUAGAAGGUAUAAGAGCUGUUAAUCAAGCUAUUGGUAGAGUCAUUAGACAUAAAGAUGAUUUUGGUGCUGUUUUACUUCUUGAUCAAAGAUUCGGAAUGAUGGAUAAGAAUCAAUAUCCUUCAUGGAUGAGAGGAAGUAUAAAAUCAUACGACACUAGUAAAAUAUUUUUAGAAAAAUGUUCACAAUUUUUUUCUGAUAAAGAAAAAAAAAAUAGACAUUUGUCUGGAUGA